Messenger RNA from Physella acuta, 3328 nucleotides. Its product is annotated as transmembrane channel-like protein 7. The record is from RefSeq and is a predicted model, not a curated record. Gene Ontology annotation, molecular function: mechanosensitive monoatomic ion channel activity. Gene Ontology annotation, cellular component: plasma membrane. NCBI's taxonomy places the organism in Eukaryota, Metazoa, Mollusca, Gastropoda, Physidae.
AAAAGUUUAAGCCGCCAUAAAAAUUUUCUUUUUUUGAUUUAAUGAAAAGAACAAGUUGGCAUAAUCUAGCUAGAUCUAGACUUCUAGAUCUAGAUCUAGAUUUAGAUAUAGACUAGAAAUCAAGCAAUAUAGUAGAAUUUAUUCUCGUUUUUAAAAAAAGAAUACAAUUUCUAGCAGAAGAAACUUACAAUGUCGCUAGGUACUUCAGUUGAUAUCAUACCUUUGAGUAAGUAUAGCGAGGAAGAUGUUUCUAUACCUUUACUGAGGUUAACCAAGAAGGAAAAUGUUGAUCCUUUGAAAGACACUAUCUCAUAUUCAGACAAUUUGGAUAAUCAAUCAAAUGAAACAGAAUCAAGUGGGCCAGUGUUAAGGAAGGAUAAAUUAAGUUUACCCAAUUCAUCAGUUGAUAGAUCAGCUCGUCUUACUCUAUCAAAUUUUAUUUCAGCACAUGCUAGUUCAAUGGAUGCAGAUGACCUAAGGCUUUUAAUUGUGAAUGAAUUACCUAGUUCCCAUAAAAGACGAUGCGCUAUUUAUGAACAAAGGUUAAGCAUGCACAGAGUAUCAGUGAGGCCACAAUCAAAUGCCUAUAGGAAUAUUAAUCAAGAUAAUGAUCUUAUACAUGGUCUAGCAGAUUCUAUUGUCAAUAAAAAUGAUUUAAACAUCCCAACUUUCAACAAUCGGAAAAGAUUAUCAACUGUCCAUGAUAGUCACCAAGAUUAUUCCCUUCGAAACCGCAUUACUUCACUGCGAGAUAUUAGAAAUAGUGCCAUCCGAAGUACAUCAGUUGAUGUAGCACAUAAUACAGAUGAUGAUGACAGCUCACUCCAAUAUGAGUUUGUUCCUGUCAAAACGGGACAAGACACAGUAGAUAGCACCCGUCACCUGUUGACUUAUCCUAAGAGGAUUGUUAAGGGUCUUCGUGCAUCUGCUGAAAAUGUGAGUGAUUUUUGGCACAGGCUCAAUUUUUGGACUCAACAAUUCAGAGAGAUAGAAGGUCAUUUUGGAAUAGCAACAUCAACUUAUUUCCGCUUCACCAGGUGGCUUGUGAAUAUCAACUUCAUUGUGUUUUUCCUCUACCUGUGCUUCAUCUACAUCCCUCAGCUGACCUACAGUGACCAGGAGAGUGAGAUUCAUUUGCUGCCCAACACCAGUGACAACUACUUCCACAACAACAUGGUCAGAUGUAGCAGGGCAUACAAAGAAAAAUCCUACAAUGUUUCCAGUAGGAAAAGUGUUUGGAUGAUAUUUCUUGAUAUAGCACAGGGAACAGGCAGGCUACAGAAUACAAUGUUGUUCUAUGGCUACUACACGAAUCUGACAUUUAAAAUCAUCCAGGACCCAUGGACCACACAUGAAGUCAAAUACAACAUGGGGCUAAGCUACAUGUUGACUGUUGGUUUCAGCUUCAUCGUUGUCUUCAUUAUGAUUGUUAAAAACUCCAGUUCUACCAUUAAAGAAUCUGUGAUGGACUUUGAUAACAAAGCUUUUCCCUUGUACACCAACUCGGUAUUUGGUGGAUGGGACUACUGUAUCAAUAGUGAAAAAAUGGCAGUUUACAAGCAGAGAAUGAUCUACAAUGAGUUUAAGACAACAAUUCAAGAGUUUGCCUCAAGAAAGAAACGAGAAGGCCGGUCAAGACAAGAGAAAACUCGGCUUAUAGUGAAGAGAACUGUGAUCAAUAUUCUGGUCCUGGUGUUACUUGCUGGAUCAUUCUACACCAUUUACAUCACUACAGACUUCUUGCUGCGGAAACAAAAUGAACAUUUGAGUGAUAUCUUGUACCUCCUGUUGAAUUACCUGCCGUCCAUAGUCAUAUCCUUCCUCAAUGUUGCUGUUCCUGAAAUAUUCCUGGCACUCUCUGCUGUUGAGGAGUAUUCACACAGUUUUGCCACCCAUAUAACAAUAGUACGAGCAGUAUUUCUGCGGCUGUCUAGCGUUUGGGUACUCAUAACAUCAGUGUACUAUCGUCUCCAGCAAAAAGCAAGAAAGCCUUAUGACUGUCCACAGGAAAACAAGGUGAACGUUACACGGUGCUGUGGCAACACACUGUGGGAGUCAGCCUGGGAAAAUGACAAACAGGAGCGAGGCAUGGUGCCAUGCUGGGAAAGCUAUGUUGGUCAACAGUUUUACAAACUAUGCAUCACAGAUUUUAUAUCAGUCACAAUGAUUGUUUUUGUUAUCAAAAUACCUCGCAGGAUAAUCCACCACAAUUUACACAACAAAGUAUGGAUAGUACAGAAGCUGGGCAGAGCCAAGUUUGACCUACCUCUUCAGGUGCUGGAUAUUGUAUACUCUCAGUCUGUCUGCUGGAUGGGGAUGUUCUUCACACCAAUACUUCCUGCCCUAACAUUCCUCAAAGUAUUUUUUUUCUUCUUUUUAAAAAAGUUUGAGCUUCUCAAUGUAACAGAAACUCCUAAAAUAGCUUACCGAGCCUCACGAUCAUAUUCAUUUUUCCAGUCUGUUCUACUGGUGUCUUUUAUAACAAUUUCAUGUUUGUUAGGAUACAUGAUUAGCAAUCUACAGCCUUCCAAGAGUUGCGGUCCUUUUAAGAUGUAUUCUUGUGAGCAAUUCGUCAUGUUUGAUGUCAUCACCAACGAGAUCAACUCCUGGCCUGACCUACCUAAAGGCAUUGUCACCUACUUUGGGACGGUUGGAUUCUUUAUUCCUGCUUUUAUUAUUGUUCUACUCGCUAUCUACUACUACAUGGCCAUGACAGCAGGCUAUAAAAAGAUGGAAGAACUCCUCAAGGAUCAGCUCAGAUCUGAGGCAUUUGACAAGCAGUUCUUGCUAGCUAGAGUGGAUGAAAUGAUCAGGAAAAAACAGGAGCGGUACCAGGAGUCUGAAUCUAUGCAGUCUAGCAAGUGAACCUGUCUAGCUCUCUCAUGUACUCACACACGUGUGCUAGCUGAUGUGUGUACACAGGCUAGCUGAUGUGUGGACACAGGCUAGCUGGUGUGUGGACACAGGCUAGCUGAUGUGUGGACACAGGCUAGCUGGUGUGUGGACACAGGCUAGCUGGUGUGUGGACACAGGCUAGCUGGUGUGUGGGCAUAGGCUAGCUGAUGUGUGGGCACAGGCUAGCUGGUGUGUGGGCAUAGGCUAGCUGAUGUGUGGGCACAGGCUAGCUGGUGUGUGGGCAUAGGCUAGCUGAUGUGUGGGCACAGGCUAGCUGGUGUGUGGACACAGGCUAGCUGGUGUGUGGGCACAGGCUAGCUAAUGUGUGGACACAGGCUAGCUGAUGUGUGGGCCCAACUGUGUUAAAAAAUAUAUUUAAAAAAAUAAAUAAUUCAUUAUUUGUAGGUUUUGUGAUAUAAAUAUGUAAAAAGAA